Molecule: messenger RNA, 2978 nt
Organism: Impatiens glandulifera
Lineage: Eukaryota; Viridiplantae; Streptophyta; Magnoliopsida; Ericales; Balsaminaceae
Product: chromatin assembly factor 1 subunit FAS1-like
Exons: 12
Coding region: 260-2713 (817 amino acids)
Biological process (GO): nucleosome assembly
Cellular component (GO): nucleus; CAF-1 complex
Source: RefSeq, a predicted model, not a curated record
AACCUGACAAAUUGACUAAACAGCGCCAAAGAUAGAAGUUCCGCGCGGGAAUUGAUGUAUUAUCCCCCAUCACCCGAACAUUAUAGAUGACAAAUAUCAAGACAACCCUAACAACAAAAUCAUAGGUAAAGAUUAAUGCAAUAUUUUCAAAUGAAAAGGUUAAAUAAAACUGAAAAUCCAACCUUUGCGUGUUUUGUGUCGGUCUUUCUCUCUCAUGUGACUGCUGAGUACCAUUUUUCAAAACAAAGUCUGGGUUCAAAUGGCGGAGCCGCCGAUAGAGGUGGGUUGGAAAUCGGAAGAGCCAAAGUCUGGCGGUGGGGUAGAAAUGCAGAAUUCAAAGAUAGUGAAGAAGCCCGUGAAGAGAAAAAGAGUUUCCGAGGUGGGAUUACUGAAAUCGGAAGAGCGAUACUAUAAGGUUGAUGAUUUACGGCAGGAGCUCGAAGGGUUGUUCAGGUAUCACAGAGAGUUGGUAGAUAACAAGAUGGAUUUCGACAUACGUGGGUGUGCUUCUACUAAUUCCGCGGUUGCAUGCUUGCUCGAAGAGAGCAGACUUCCGUUCUCGAAGCUGGUUAGUGAGAUUUAUGAGAAGAUGAAGGAAAGAGAAGACGGUUCUGAAAAUGGGGUUACUCUUGCUUUUGUGAAGAGUUCGGUUCACUUUGUUGGCCAGAGAUUUUCUUACGGAUUGACUAACUUGGACGCAGAUUUGUUCGAAGACGAAACCGAUUCAUACUUUUGGUUUUGGGAGACAAGAGAUAUGAAGCUGCUUCCAAGUUCUUCGCGUGGCAUGAUAAAAAUUAGACGGACCUGUAGAAAAAAGAUCUCUGAGAGGAUUGCUGCAGUUUCAGAUAUGAUAACCGCAUUACAAAAGUCUGAAGCCCUCCAAAGCUGUGGUCAAGAACUGAAAAAAGCAUCUGAAAGGCUUUGUAAAGUUUUAAACGAGGCAGAUAUCCGUUUGCUGGUUCAAACCUUGGUAGAGAAAAAUAGUGCUGACAUGACGGACACUAAAGUGAAGAAAGAAGAAAAGAAGCUAAUUAAGGAAAUGGAGAAAUCUAAACGAGAAGAAGAGAAGGAGAAGAAGAGAAAGAAUCAGGAGCUUUUGAAGAGUGAAAAGGAACUGAAGAGGUUGCAAUCAGAAGCAGCAAAUGAAGAAAGAAAAAGACGAAGAGAAGAAGCAGAACAUAGGAAACAGUUGAAGAGGAAACAAGGAGAUAUCGAGAAAGAUCAAAGACGCCGUGAAAAGGAAGAGGCUGAGAAUAAAAAACAAAUAGAUCUGCAAAAACAAGCCUCUCUCAUGGACCGUUUCCUUAAAAGAAGCAAGAACAAUUCUACUUGUCUUAAUAGUCAAUCAUCUUCUCGCACAAUAGCUUCUGAUUCAUCUCCUAACAAGGAAUCAGUUACUUUUGUUAUGGAUAGCAUUCUUUUAAGAAAGGAUGAGAUGAAUGUUGAAGACAUCCUAAAAGGACACUGUCUUGCUUGGAGAUCUUUUGGUCGUACUAACUGUCCAAAUAGAAAGAAGCACUGGGGGGUGAGGCUAAAGCCAAAAUCAGAAGUAAUCAAGGAAAUUAAAUUAAGUACUGGCAAAGCUUUGGUAGGUGAAGAUGAGUUAAACAUGGAGAAGCUUGAUGGUGUAUGGGAUAAAACUAAUUCUGAUGGAAGAUCAGAUAAUACCAUGUCAGAUAGUUCAGGUCCUCUCCGUCAGAAACCCAACCGACGUAAACAGUUGUUACAAUUUGAUAAAAGCAAUAGGCCUGCAUUUUAUGGUAUUUGGACCAAGAAAAGCCAAGAUAUUGGACCAUGUCGCCCUUUUAAGAAGGAUCCAGACAUGGAUUACGAAAUUGAUAGUGAGGAAGAAUGGGAAGAGGAGGAGCCUGGUGAAAACUUAUCAGAUUCUGAUAAGGAUGAUGAAGAUGAAAUCAUAGAGGAAGGGUCUUCAAAAGCUGAUUGUGAGGACAACAGUGAAGAUGGCUUUUUGGUGCCUGAUGGAUAUCUCUCAGAAAAUGAGGGGAUACAGAUCAGUGAAAUGGAGUCUGAUUGCAAAAUGAAUGAAGCAGGUGGUUUGCCUCGUGGUAAAAUGGAUCCAGAGAAAGAACAGAAGAUGCAUCUUUUCCUCAGACAGCAGAAACAUAUGCAAAAGCUGACUGAUCAUGCACUUCGGAGGAAUCAGCCUUUCAUUAUAUCAAACUUGAAGCAUGAAAAGGCCUCAAUCAUGAUGGCCGAGGGUCUGAUUGGUACUUCCAAGCUUGAACAGUUGUGUCUGCGAGCUUUGAGUAUAUAUCAGUUUCCUGGUGGCCUAUGCAUUUCUGCUGUUGACGAUGAGUUGGAAAAGGAUGAUGAGAUUUUUCGCUUAUCAAUGAACAAUGAAUCUUCCACUUCAUCACCUAAAAUGUCAGCUUUAUCUGAACUGGAAUUACGUGAAAUUGUAUCAACCAUUCAAUCAUGCCAACAUGGUACUGUUGGCAUGAACAGGGUGCUGGAGUCUUUACAACCAAAAUUCCCUUCCACUCCGAAGUCCCAACUGAAAACUAAAGUCCGCGAGAUAUCUGACUAUGUUGGUAAUCGAUGGCAGGUCAAGAGGGAUGUGCUGGAUAAGCUUGGUUUCUCAAGUUCACCAGGAAGUAGCAGUGUGGAGACCAAGAAUAUUGAUUCCUUCUUUCCGAAAAUGAAUCUGCCCCCAGAUGAGAACGAUAACAAUAGCCCAUCAAAGCUCAUAUAAACUCUUCUCUGUCAAGAUAGACUUUACCAAAAGCUUCAAAGCACUCAUCUCAACUGCUCCAGUGUUAUUCUCUGAAAUGAUUUUCUACUCUUUUCUUGUUACAAAAUUUACAAUCUAACUAUCUUCAAUUCUGCAAAACUUAGAGGUCUUGGUAAUUUUCUUAUUUUGCAAGAGUCACAGAUUAUAAAGAGUGAUAUGUUGUUACAUGUUGUCAUAUAUGUACAACUCAAAUUGGAUGUUGAAUCAAUUUUAUGUACACUAAAAU